Molecule: messenger RNA, 1242 nt
Organism: Coregonus sp. 'balchen'
Lineage: Eukaryota; Metazoa; Chordata; Actinopteri; Salmoniformes; Salmonidae
Source: the annotation of a GenBank genome assembly
AUGGAGAUUUUGCGGGAUGAUGAAGAACAAGCGCUCAAAUAUAAACGUACGGGUCGUUUGGACAUGAGCCAUGGUUUCUUAUACCACAUUCGAAGGAACCAGAUUGCCAGGUGAAUCACUAAUCUGAGCUAACAUGCCGUGCGGGGUGUAUAUUUGUCUAUCUAUUUUGUCAAUGUAAUCAAUUCUGAGAGCGUUCAGUUUCGAGGGUUUUCUUGAUAAUGUUGAAAUUCAUCGCUAGUACGCCUACUCAUUCCAACCUCUACUGGGCAUGCGCACAACGUCUAACAGAGAACUGCCCCUCUUACAUUUUACAUUUUAGUCAUUUAGCAAACGCUGUUAUCCAGAGCGACUUACAGUUAGUGAGUGCAUACAUUUUCAUACUGGCCCCCGUCGGAAACGAACCCACAACCCUGGCGUUGCAAGCGCCAUGCUCUACCAACUGAGCUAAAGGGGACUCUUCAGAGUAUCAAUACCAUUGACAGAUAUUGCUGUCUGCUGUGUACAAACUACACCCAUCACAGCUCACUCAUCAUGGAUAUUGUUAGAAGUUGGACACUCACAAUCAUUCCAAUGGUUUGAAUUAAAUGGCCUUCUUACUCUCUAAUUUAUAUAAAUAAUGUCUCUCUUACUGCAAGAUUCAGACACUGACUUAUCACUUUGAUGUCUUGCAGAGAUGACUAUGAUAAGCAGGUAAAGCAGGCCAAUGAGCGUCAGAGGACCAGGCUCACCACUACCCCCCGACGGCCCCGCCGGCCAGAUAUCCAAGUGUACCAUCCUCGACGCGGAAGUAAGAAAACACUGCUGCUAGUAUGAACUCUUCUGUCAACUUGAUGUAAGACUCAGUUUAGUGGUGAUGUGUAUUUAUGUAUGUGUCUCCAGAUGGAUCUGAGCCAGGAGGGGGUGCAGAGACUGAAGAGGGGAAUGAGAGUGGGUCGAGUACAGAGCCAGAGACCCAUGGAACUGAACUCUUCUGGCUGGACUACCAGGCUGACUCUGGCCGUGUCACCUCCUUCAUUGUACACAAGGUCUGUCUGUCUAGUGUCUAUAUAGUUAUGAUGGUGCUCAUCCUGUUGCAUGCAGAACAAUGUGCCCUCGUGACCCCUGUUUCCUGUCUCUUAGGAGGACAAGCCAGAGAGGGUGGUGGAGCGCGUAGCAGAGGAGAAUGUUCUGGACUCAGCCAUGAGGGUGACACUGCAGGCCCGGGUUCGAAAGGAAAUGGAUAAACGUCUGGACAAACGCUGA